CCUCAUUCUUGCUUUCUUCGCGAUUCCUUGUGGGAUUGUCGGCGCAUCCAUGCGAGUAGCAGCUCCUCCUUUGCCUUGGCGAUCGAUGCAUACUUAUCGAUGCCGCCAACGCGCUUGUGCGAAGAAUCGAGAAGUAGUGUCACGCAUUUCUACGAUUGCCGGCGCCAGGAAGCUGCUAAGAACCCUAGCUUUGGAAAGCGCUGGCGCGUGGAUUUCGGGUGGAAGAUUCAAGCACGACUUCGCCAAAGUCGUGACAUCACUCUCAGAGAGCUUUAGAUGCCACGACAAUCGAGGGAGUUUUAUAUCUGGGACUGCUCCAGCGAUUAAGAUCACUCGGGAAGUAACUUUGAGUAACUUUUGCUCCAGCGAUGGCUGUAGUGGUCAGACAAAGGCCAAUCGCCAGGUACUUACAAGAUUCCUUUGCAAGAGAGUGACUCUCUCGCACUCCUUCUCUCUCCCUCGUUUCUCACUUGGUUCCUUCCAUUCCCACGAAGCAGUGCACGAAUCAUCGGUCCGGAAGAAAAGGAUGCUCUCGAGAAAGCCACGAGGGAGAAAAAUCUUAGCGGCCGCUUUGGUACUCGUGUUGAUCCUCUGCCUUCACGCUGGCUACUCCAAUUUCUUGAGCUUAUCAUACUUUCUCAGGCCCGUCUGGGACACACCACCGAAGCCAUUCGACUUCAUCACUCACUACUUCGCUCACAACCUCUCCCGCUCGGAUCUGUGCGAAUUACACAACUGGGAAGUGAGAGAGACCCCUCGCCGUGUCUUUGACGCCAUCAUCUUUAGCAACGAGCUCGACCUACUGGAGAUCCGGUGGAGAGAAUUGUAUCCUUUCGUGACCAAGUUCGUGCUCCUGGAAGCAAAUGGUACUUUCACAGGUCUGGCCAAGCCGCUCUUCUUCGCGAAAAACAGCUACAGGUUCUUGUUUGCGGCCUCGAAGCUGUUCUACCGGGAGAUCUGGACGAGGCCUUUGCUGGAGAAUGAGAGUCCUUUCACGACGGAGGUGUUCCAGCGACAGCAAAUGGAUCGAGCGCUGGUGGCUGCGGGGAUUGAAGAAGGAGACAUCGUUAUCAUGUCAGAUGCUGAUGAGAUCCCGAGUUGGCACACGCUGGAGCUGCUAAGAUGGUGCGAUGGAUUUCCUUCUCCCAUGCACCUCCAAAUGAGAAACUAUCUCUACUCGUUCGAGUUCCUGGUGGACGAGAAAGCUUGGAGGCCGUGCGUGCAUUUGUAUCAGCCGGGCGCCACCAAGUAUGGCCACUUCCGAAGGUCAGAUUUCAUACUCGCAGACGCAGGGUGGCACUGCAGCUUCUGUUUCAGACACGUCAGUGAGAUCCUGUUCAAGAUCAGAGCCUACAGCCACGCAGACCGGCUGAAAGCCUCGCGCCUCGGCUCGGUGGACGCCGAGAUAAGAAUCCAGGACGCGGUUUGUAAAGGCAGGGACCUGUUUGGCCUCCUUCCGGAGGAGUACACGUUCAAAGAGCUGGUAGCCAAGAUGGGAAACGCCGCGAGAUCUCACGCAGCAGUCCAUUUGCCGCUGUGGUUGCUGCGAAACGCUCACAAGUUUAAGUUUUUACUUCCAGGACACUGCCUCCGGGAGUAUGAUCCAUGAAGAACACUGGUGCCUUCGGCCACCCCGCAGAUAGAAAAGCUCGACUCGCAAACGAUCGCACAGAGUCUACUCCAAGGGGUCGCCUCCGGACUUUGGAUCCACACGCAAGGUGGUCCUCCUUGCGCUG
Molecule: messenger RNA, 1736 nt
Organism: Selaginella moellendorffii
Lineage: Eukaryota; Viridiplantae; Streptophyta; Lycopodiopsida; Selaginellales; Selaginellaceae
Product: beta-1,4-mannosyl-glycoprotein 4-beta-N-acetylglucosaminyltransferase
Exons: 5
Coding region: 50-1609 (519 amino acids)
Biological process (GO): protein N-linked glycosylation; N-acetylglucosamine metabolic process
Cellular component (GO): membrane
Molecular function (GO): beta-1,4-mannosylglycoprotein 4-beta-N-acetylglucosaminyltransferase activity
Source: RefSeq, a predicted model, not a curated record